UAUCAUGGCGAAGCGUAAGUCAACGUGUAAUAAUUCAAAUAUGGCUUUCAUGCAGUUGUCUAUGAUCGGCCUCGCCCUUGUGCUACUAUUUGAACCUGGUCAUGCAGUCGACAAGUCCAAUUUCAAAACUGUUGAUCAAUGUGGAUUUGCAAGGCGGCACAAAGACAUCCCUGAAGGCCAGUCCCCCUAUGCAGCUGUCCUAGAUUCCUUCCACAUCGAGGCUGAUGGGGUGAUGCGGGGAAACAUCCUCAACACCAAGAAUGGUAUCCUGCUCAGUCUAGAGGUCUUUGGCCUGGAGGAUAGGAUGGUCCGGUUCAAGGUCAACGAACUGAGUCCCAUCAGACCAAGAUACGAGGUCCCGGAUGUCCUGGUUGUAGAACCAACUCCUAUCAGAUGGAAAAUCAACAAGCAGGACUCAACGUCCAUCGAGGCCGCCACCAGCUCGGGCAUCACGGUGCUGCUCUCCUCGGAGCCGUUCCGCAUGGACUUCUACGACAACAAGCAGCUCGUCUUCAGUAUCAACCCGAGAGGGCUCAUGAAGUUUGAACAUCAGCGGGAGAGGAGAAACUCUUUGGACCAGGGUGAAGAAGGCCCUGGUCUACUUGACCUUGCUAAAGAUGCCAUUCUUGAUUUGGUUGGUUACAGAUCCGUGGAAGACCAAGACCAGCCGGCGGAGGGUGGAGAGGAGGUGGACAACGUGGAGCCGGCGGUGGUGGAGGAGCAGGAGCAGGAGGAGCUUGAGGAGGAGCCGGAGGAGCCAGAUAUGUGGGAGGAGACCUUCAAAUCACACACCGACAGGAAACCAUACGGCCCUUCAUCGAUUGGACUGGACUUCUCCUUUCCAGGUUUUGAGCAUGUCUACGGAAUCCCAGAACAUGCCGAUUCGCUUGCCCUCAAGCCAACAGGACCAUCUGAUCCAUAUCGUCUUUACAAUCUGGAUGUAUUUGAGUACGACUUGGACAAGCGCAUGGCUCUCUAUGGAUCUGUACCUUUUAUGCAAGCCCACAACAAAGAGAGGACAGUUGGGUUGUUCUGGUUGAAUGCUGCUGAGACUUAUAUUGAUAUUUCAUCUAACACUGCUGACAAGUCUGUCUUUGGAAGGAUGUUUGACUACGUGAAGGGGGAGAGUGAUGUCCCACAGGUCGACACCCAUUGGUACUCUGAGUCUGGUAUCAUCGACACCUUCCUUCUCUUCGGACCUUCCCCAAUGGAUGUCUUAUCUCAGUAUACUGACCUCACUGGCAAGCCAUUCCUUCCUCCACUAUUUUCAAUAGCAUACCAUCAGUGUCGCUGGAAUUACAAUGAUGAAGAAGAUGUUAAACAAGUUGAUGCUAACUUUGAUGAGCAUGAUAUCCCAUGUGAUGUGAUCUGGCUUGAUAUUGAACACACCGACGGAAAGAGAUAUUUGACGUGGGAUAACCAUAAAUUCCCAGAUCCUGGGAGAAUGUUGGAUCAUUUGGCUGCUAAGGGAAGAAAGAUGGUGACCAUUGUGGAUCCCCACGUCCACCGCGACAACAACUAUCACAUGUACAAGGAAGGCAAAGACAACGAUUAUUUCGUCCACAAACAAGAUGGCAGUGAAUACGAAGGCUGGUGUUGGCCAGGUUCAUCCAGCUACCCAGACUUUACCCGCAAGGACGUGCGUGAUUGGUGGGCAAGCCGGCUGAGCCAUGACAGCUACCAGGGCAGUCGCCCCAACCUCUUCAACUGGAAUGACAUGAACGAGCCGUCCGUGUUCAACGGACCUGAGGUCACUAUGCACAAGGAUGUCGUCCAUGCCGAUGGCUGGGAGCAUAGAGAUGUGCACAAUCUGUACGGACUGUACUUUCACAUGGCAAACGCUGAAGGUCAGAUACAGCGAUCUGGAGGCACAGAAAGACCAUUUACUCUGUCAAGAGCCUUCUAUUCUGGAACACAGAGAUAUGGUGCUAUCUGGACAGGUGACAAUGCAGCAGAGUGGGGUCACUUGAAGGCUAGUAACCCUAUGCUGCUAAGUAUUGGUCUAGCAGGAAUCCCAUUUAUUGGAGCUGAUGUUGGUGGAUUCUUUAAAAACCCAGAUGAAGAACUGCUCACCCGAUGGUAUCAGGCUGGCGCCUAUCAGCCCUUCUUCCGUGCCCACGCUCACAUCGACACCAAGCGUCGGGAACCGUGGUUGCUACAGCCGGAGAGCAAGCUCAUCAUACGCAACGCUAUCCGCGCCAGAUACGCACUUCUUCCCUUCUGGUACACGCUCUUCCACAACUCCUCACAGACUGGCCUUCCACCUAUGAGACCAAUGUGGAUGGAAUUUCCCAAGGACGCUGAUACCUUUUCGAUGGAAGACCAGUAUAUGCUUGGUAACGCCUUACUGGUUAGCCCAAUCUCAGAUCAAGGAUCAAGAGCUACGUCUGUGUAUUUCCCAGGCAAUGAUCCAUGGUUUGAUGUAGAUACGUUCUUCGCAUACCAGGGACCAGCUACUCAUAAUGUGAACGCUGACCUAGAUAAGAUCCCAGUCUUCCAACACGGUGGGUCCAUCGUCCCCAGGAAGGAGAGGGUCAGACGAUGCUCAUCGCUAACCGUCGAUGAUCCUUACACCCUGACUGUAGCCUUGAAUAAUGCUGGCUCAGCUAAUGGCGAUCUCUACAUCGAUGAUGGUCACAGCUUUGAUUACAAACAGCAGAAAUACAUUUAUCGACAAUUCACCUUCAGUGCCAACAAACUAGAAUCAAGGGCAUUAUCGGGAGCUGGAUUUGAAACCAAUUCCUGGCUGGAGAGAGUAGUCAUCAUUGGACUAAAGUCAGUACCAAAGAAAGUAGAACUUAUUUCACAAACCAUCACCCAGUUGUCUUUCAGUACCUCUCACAACAGACAAGUCUUGACGAUACGUAAACCAGGCGUCAACAUUGGCCAGGACUGGACAAUACGUCUAUCUUAGAUAAUAAAUAGCAAUAAAUAAGCGUUUCAAACAAUUGAUUUAAUACGUAGGGAGCAUGUAUAAUUCCUUGAUUUUCACAAUGUGUGUGUAAAAGGAAGAAGCCCAAAUCUUUACCAUUUUUUGUUUCAAUGUGUGAACAUAUCGUAAACGAUAUGUCAAUUUCAUUAUUAACUUUUUGAUUUACUGCUGUUUGAAUAGCUGUGAUACACGACUUUGGUUUGAAAUCAAAGGUAUAGAAGAAUGACCUUUAAUACCAAAGCUAGAUGCAGACUUCUGCUGCGACUUCACAGGUUUUCGAACCAUACCACCUCGCAAUGUUUUUUGUUGCCAAUUUAAGCGUGCCCUAGCAUUGACGUGAAUGUAAGGCUGUAAGGUGGUAUUGUUUGAAAGCUUUCCUGACCGAUUUUGCAUUCUUACUUCAAAGUGUAGUCCAAUUGUACGAGAUAUUCUUUAUUGAUAUGAUGUAGUCCUAUUUACAAGCAGCAAAUUUAUUUGUAUAUUGGUUUGUAGAGGUUGUAGUUAGGUUUAAUAGAUAUUAAAUAUCAACAUGAUAAUAUUUCUUUCAUUUCAGUUUUAAGUGGAAUUAUGCCUGGGUACACUUUGAAAUGAUGAUGAUGAUGAUGAUGAUGACUACUUCUUUUUUAACACCGAUAUCCACCUCUGCUGGUUGCAUAAUUGCUCUAAAAAUGUCUCACAAAAUUCAAUGUAUUUAUCAGUGUGUCGAUUAAAUAAAAUAUGAACGUUAUUAUAGACGAAUAUAUACGAGUGCAAAUUUGAAUCAAUUUUGAUUAUACAUGUAGUAUACUUAAGUAGUAUAUGUAAGUAAAUACACCUCUAUUCUUUAUUUUGCAUUUGUGACAAAUCAUAACAGCACAACAUAUUAUUUGAGCUAGCAUUAUGGUACACCCUUUGGUAUUAAUAAUAGUAAUACAUGUAUUUGGUAUAACAUUGCAUUUACAAUCACUGAAAUUUAUUUUAGUGAUACAUACCGGAUUUGACAGUACAUGAAUUGUUUUGAUCAUUUAAUAUUUACAUUUGUAUUUGAUGCGAUGGUUGAAGUACCAAAGUACUAGCCUCUUGCCUCGGGCUGUAUACUUUUGUUUGUCAUAUUUUCUUUUUUUCAGCUCUCUGGCAUUAUUCAAACAGAUUUAAUAUUUAGAUUCACGAUGUUUGAAUGAAAUGAUCUACAGUAUUUGAUACUUAUUUCAUGCAUACACUGUACUUGAUUAUAAAUCAUUAUUUGUCAAUAUAUUUAUGUUGUCCUUCUUUCCCCUGUAUGAAAUUAAAGGAAACAAAUCAUGUCUACAACAAAACUUGGGUUUAAUAACAAUAUUGAUCUUUUAGGCUUGAAAGAAAAAUCUCAAAUUGUGACACAAUUUCACCUACGCUCAAAACUUGAACUGACAAUUUAUAGUAAGAGCAGCUUGUGAGCCAAUAUUAAUAAUAAUAUUGAUCGUAAAACAAAAAUUACCACAGCGCUGACAAAUUACAGAAUGUGAAGAGAAAGAUGAAGACUCCUAUAAUAUUUCUGUAUGUAACAACAAAUUCUGUCAAAAUUAUCUUCACAUGACGGGAUUGAGGGAAACUUUUAUGCUGUUCAUAUAUUAUAAAGAUUGUGGCUUUUGACAUAACAUUUGUAUAAGGCUUGUCUGGCAUAUCAACAAGUAAUGUAUGUUGUCUGGCUUUUGUACCAUACUGUAUUGUAAUCGAUUCACAGACUAUUUUAAAGGUGAAUGAUAUAACUUAUCAGUUGGCUUUUGGAAAGAAGCAUUUGUAAUUGUGAACAUUUAUGAACUUAAAAUAGUCUGUCCAUGUGUAAUUGUCUUUUGUAUUUGAUCAGUGUGAGAUUAUACAUAAUUCCAAUGCCUUCUAGUGAAGUAAAACAAAUAAUAUUGUGAUGUGAAAUUGUAAUUAUGAUGACAUAAUGUAGGCAUAUUUUCUACAAAGUGAAACGGCAAGAAGAAGUUGUAUACAAUGUUGAAUACCAAUGAAAAUAAAACCAUGACAUUAGUUUGGAAAAGAAA
Messenger RNA from Strongylocentrotus purpuratus (purple sea urchin), 4938 nucleotides. It is a transcript of the gene ganab, whose product is annotated as neutral alpha-glucosidase AB. The transcript has 26 exons. NCBI's taxonomy places the organism in Eukaryota, Metazoa, Echinodermata, Echinoidea, Camarodonta, Strongylocentrotidae. Bases 5 to 2914 code for a protein of 969 amino acids. Gene Ontology annotation, biological process: N-glycan processing; carbohydrate metabolic process. The record is from RefSeq and is a predicted model, not a curated record. Gene Ontology annotation, molecular function: carbohydrate binding; alpha-glucosidase activity.